AUGCUGCCGGCUCCCGCAGCCAAGCGGCCGCCGCCCCUGCUCUGGGCCCCCGCCGAGCCCCCGGCUCCCCCCUGGGCCUGGGUGGUCCCGGCCGCCGCGGGGCUCGUCAGGGUCGGUGCCGCGCCGCCUCCGCUGCUGCUGCCGGCGCCGCCGCCCGCGCCACCCCCUGCCGCGCUGCUGCGGGCCGCCCCGGGCUGGCGCGUCCCCUGCGAACCGCUCCUGCCGCUGCUCGCCGCCGCCGACCAGCACGGGGCCGCGCUGCUCCACGGGCAGUGGAUAUUUGGAGCUCAUUCUCCAGUCAUAGGAUUUUCACCUUCGAACGUGGAAUUCGUUCCUGUUUUUCCACCUGUGUACACAUCUACAAUUCCUCCUCAUGCUGGGAAAAACUGGAUCGAUAAAAGGCUACCGAACUGCAAAAUAUACUUGAAUAAUGCAUUUGCUCUGGAUUCAGCAUGGAUACAUCCUGAGGAAUCAAGGCUUUUCCAGGGAAAUGAGAAACCUCUGCUAAUGACAAAUCAAGUAGCUAUGGCUAUAGCCAGGCCAGCUGCUGCCUCCAGGCCUCUUCCCACAGUGGUGUUGGCACCUCAGCUGAUACCAGGUGGUUGCCAGAAUAGCCUUAAGCCGGUUGGUGGCAAUCAGACCCUGGCACUGGCCGCCGCAGCCACCACCGCGAUGGUGGCGGUGGAGCCAGAAGCCCCCCAGGGACCUUCGGUGCCAAGCGUCCAGCCCUGCCACGUGCUGACCUUCUCCCCUAUCAAAAUUCCGGUUUUGGCUUCACCGUUUCCAGGUUCUGCCUCCAGAGUGGAUGCUCAUAUGGGUCCUUUGAUGCCGACACAAUUCACCCGGGUAACUGCUGUGGCUGCGCCAGCGGUGACGUUCAUGGCAACCAAUCUGAUGGAUCAGACAUUAACAGAUAAUGACAAAGAAUCAAGUAGAUCCUCCUGCCCACAGACCUUGAUUUUACACACGGAGAGGAAGAGUACCCCUGUGGACAGCGACGGUGAUAAGGAUCAUUCUUUCAAACUAGUAGAUGAGGCUGUCAGCACAUCCAAUGGCAACAAGCCCGUGGCAUCCACUCCAGUGCCAGGAUCACCAUGGUGUGUAGUCUGGACUGGAGAUGACCGGGUCUUCUUCUUCAACCCUACAAUGCAGCUGUCAGUCUGGGAGAAGCCGGUGGACCUGAAGCACCGCGGCGACAUAAACCGGAUCAUCGAGGAUCCUCCUCACAAGCGCAAGCUGGAAGCUGCAGCAACAGAAAAAUGUGUUAGUUCUUGUCCAGGGGAUGAAAAUGAUGAUCUUAGCAUCAAAACUAAGAGAAAUAAAACAGAAGAUUCCCAGGCUGCUGGCCGGGGGAGGAAUGAAACAGAGGAGAAAAAUGAGGAAACAUCAGCACCUCAGAUCACGCCUCCCCUAGAAGAGCGCAUCACUCAUUUCCGAGACAUGCUUCUGGAGAGAGGGGUUUCAGCAUUUUCUACAUGGGAAAAGGAGUUACACAAAAUAGUAUUUGAUCCACGUUACCUUCUGCUAAAUUCAGAAGAACGUAAACAGAUAUUUGAACAGUUUGUCAAGACCAGGAUCAGAGAAGAGUACAAAGAAAAGAAAAAUAAAUUGUUGCUAGCCAAAGAAGAAUUUAAAAAGCUCCUUGAAGAAUCCAAGUUAUCACCAAGAACAACAUUUAAAGAAUUUGCAGAGAAAUAUGGAAGAGAUCAGCGGUUUCGGCUUGUUCAGAAGAAGAAGGACCAAGAGCAUUUUUUCAAUCAGUUCAUACUUAUCCUUAAAAAGAGGGACAAAGAAAACAGGAUAAGACUACGGAAAAUGAGAUAAAACCUCCUGAAACUGGCAAUAAAUACAAAAGUCCAUGCUGUGACUGCAGUAAGAAAUUAAAAUGAAGGCUAAAAGCAUUCGGGGUUAAACUUGCAACAGCUUGACGAGGAAGUGAAUAUCCCUGAGAAAAACUUUCUCUAAACAGUUUAUUGAACAUGUACUGAAUUUGUGAAGGCUGUUCUGCAGGAAUCUGAAAGGUAUUUUGUUCUCAAAGAAUUAAUGUUUCAUAUUGAAGCUCUCUUUUGUACAACAUUCAGAGUUUGAUGCAUUUCUAAUUGCCAUGAUAUGUCAAUCCCAUAAUUGUUUUAAUUAUGCAAAUUACUUGUAAUAUACACAAAUUAUGAAUCCAAUGCAGAUUUAUAAUUAAGCAGAAGCAGAUGCCAUCCAUAACAAUCUCAAGAUAUUUUCAUCAUUUAGGGGAAUUAUCUAAAGCAAUCUUUUGGCAACUUUAUGCUUUAACAUAAAGUGUUUAGAGGUACGGUGGUAUGCAGGAAUUAAUUACCCGGUGUUCAUACGUCUCUGUCCAGUUCUCUGAGUAGUAGUAAUAAGAUAUUAAUUGUUAAUCUUAGUGAAGAGUGUGGAAAUCUUGGCAUAUGUUCCAUAGGAAAACUAAGUUUCAGAACUAGCUUUCUACUUACCAUGAGUCGUGCUGUCAGGCACACAGGCGAUAGCAACACUUCUCCAUCAAAGUUCCUAAAAGAAGUUAUUUUGUAAAACCAUCACAAUAUGAUUUGAAUUAUGUUACUGUAUGUGAAAAGUCUGCAUGAGAUUUUUCUCAUCAUAUUUGUAUGAAUAAAUAUUUAACUUUUUUAAUUAAUAAAUAUUUUAAGCCAAUUUUCAGGGGGGUUUAAGUUUCUAAACUUUCUGAAAUAUUGGAUAAAAUAAUGCAGGUUGUGUGGUUUUUACUUGAGAAAGAGAAAAUCAGAGAGUUCCAACUGCUCUUGAUUUGUAUGGAAAUUCCACUAAUGUCAGUUGGAAUUCUGAGCAUAUUUGGAGCAAAACAGGCACUCUGACUGCGAAGGCAGGAUAUCGUGGCUAGAGUAAAUCAGCACAGCUCUGCUGAACAUCAGUAUAUCCCCUUCUUUAUGCUGCAGGAAAGAGACACUCUCCUCUGUGAUCAUAAUAAUUUUCUCAGUUGACCUAAUUUUUAAGUUAAUAGAUUUAUAGAUUUCUAUUUGCUAGGAGUGAUGUUGACAUUUUCUCCAACAAAUGGUAAUUGUUCUUUAGAUGUGUGCUGUAUAUUUUUUAUAAUCAAGGAAAUAAAGGGUAUUUUCUAAUGCUUUGGAAAAAUGAACUCAGAAUAAUUCAAAGAAGAGUACUUAACAUAAGAUGUGUUUCAGAAAGCAUGUAGAGUUGCAAGUUUCUACAGGAAAAAAAUUGUCAUUUAUUUCUGUGAGAGCAGGACCUGGCCCCAAGUUGCUGUUGGUGUGAGUGAGAGGCAUGUUGCUGUGUUGGCAUUAUCACGUUAAACAGAUGCUGCCAGUUUUUCCUCACUUUUGCAAGUGAGGGUGAUACUUCAGGACUGAGAGAGCUGGAGUGCAAAUUGGUCAAGGACAUUUGAAUUUACAUGGCUUGCAAGACUUCUGGUAGCCACUCACAACUUGUUCUAACAAUUAUUUUUACAUCACUGGAAGAGCCCGGUGUGUUGCAGGAAUCCUGCAUGAAUUAUGCAGAGACAAAUGCUGUUCGCUUGUAAGCAUGGUAGGGCUAGGCAGCAGUGACCCAGAAAAAAGACAUAGGUCUUUCAGUAGACAUGAAGGCAGACUUCACACUGGUUUUCAUAAGGUUUUGCAAUUUUCCAUGUUAAAAAAAAAAAAAAAAAGAUACAGAAAACUGAUGAGAUCUGGCUUUUAUGACUGAGAGCUUUUCUGUUUCAGUGGUUUGUACCCUUGCUGUUGUUUCCUGAUUUAAAUGUAUGUGCAUAUCUAGACCCUAUACUGCCAUCCCCUAUUUCAAAUAUAAAUAAAAUGGGGUAUUAAUAUUUUGGGGAUUCUCCUUGAUUUUAGCAUUUCCUUACAAUGUCAUAAAUCCCUGUCACAAUGCAAGUGUGAUGGCAAGUGAAUAAUCUCUUUGAUUUUCUUGGGAAAUUCUGCGAAACACAAGAAGUGCUCAGUGCUGGUGGUGAUCUGUAUUUGUUAGAAAGCCUCCAAGUUUGGCUCUGUUUUCUUCUGUUUAAAAUGGAAGAAUAUUAAAAUUAACACAACUGGCCUUGUGAUGCAACAGAAGGAAAUGUGUAUAUGAAGGCAUAUUAUAGUGCAAAAUGCUGAUAGUUGAUGAAAUGAAAUACCUUCAGAGAAGUGCUUCAAGUUUGUGGGAGCAUAUGAUCUCAUCCCAAAAUAGUAUUUUUAUAACCUAUUCCUUUCACAGUACCCUUAACAAAUCCUAGUCUCAUUGCAGGUGCCUCGAAUUAAAACAUUCUCUUCUCUUCUUAUUGGUAUUUAAGAAAAAUGGUUUUGUUGGGAGUGACUGCUUUUUGUUGCUCAUCAGGAGUCUCCUCAGAUGAUGGCAGAGCCCAUCCACCACAUUACCUUCUCCUCUGCUUAUAUAGAAAUAGAAUAUUUCUUUGCCGAGCUGAAAUAGAAACAUGGAUAACAAUAAGAAACACCAAAAUAUUUGUAGGUUUUACCUUAAAUAACCGAGCACCUUGUUAGGGAUGGGUAUUUAUUCCAUUUGCCUAUGGGUGGUAGUGGAGACGGUUCUCCUCUUCUGGGUUUGAUUCCUUCCCCGCCUGGUGAGUGGAUGCAGCAGGGCUGGUCCUGGGGUGGGUGCAACUGAGACACCUCUGUGCUGAUGGGGAUGCAUUGCUGCCGAAAGCGUGAGCACCUGUUCUCGGAGCCAGGGCUUGAAAAAUCAAACAGCUUUUGUGUAUCCUGUAUAUAAUGCAAAAACUCCAUGAAGUCGAGGGGAACCCCUUUAUUUAUUUAUAUACCACUUUUGCCAAAAUACACCCUUUAGCAUUGUGAAUAUAAAUGAAUUAGUAUUCAUGUCUAAUAUGUCAAAGAAAGACCUUCUGUCACAACUUUUUAGUACAGUCUGAGAUGAAUAUAGGUGCUUUUUGCUUUACUACAUUAUCCUUUGGAUUGGUAUAGUAUAUAGGACAUAAUAGCCCUUCAUAUUCUUAUUGUGAUUAUUAUUGUUUAUAAUACUGUUUUAAUAAAAUACAACUGCUGUACAAUCAGGAAGGCC
Messenger RNA from Falco peregrinus (peregrine falcon), 5010 nucleotides. RefSeq names its product transcription elongation regulator 1 like (gene TCERG1L). The transcript has 14 exons. Lineage: Eukaryota; Metazoa; Chordata; Aves; Falconiformes; Falconidae. The record is from RefSeq and is a predicted model, not a curated record. Gene Ontology annotation, cellular component: nucleus. The coding region runs from base 1 to 1824 and encodes 607 amino acids. Gene Ontology annotation, molecular function: transcription coregulator activity; RNA polymerase binding.